GGCCAGACCAUGAAAAGGCAGGAUGGGUGGAGCUGAACAAGGGGGAAAAGGAUAAAUGCCAAGUCCUGACUUACAGCACCACCCAUAAUUUGUUCGUUCGUCCUCAGUGCAGGGCAACAGGACUUUGGGUUCAAGAUGGUGACAGCAGCCAUGUUGCUACGGUGCUGCCCAGUGCUUGCCCAGGGACCUACAGGUAUCAUGGGCAAGAUAAUUAAGUCUCAUCAGUUCCUGUUCAGCAAUGGACGCUGUCCUGUCUUGGCCACUCAAGGACCAACCUAUUUCCAAAUCCAUCUGAAGGCAACCAAGUCUGGAAAAGAUUCACCAGUAUGGGCCAAGAGCCACUGUCCCUUCAUGCUGUCAGAACUUCAGGAUGGGAAGAGCUUGAUUGUGCAGAAGGCAGCCCCAGAAGUCCAGGAGGAUGUGAAGACAUUCAAAACAGGAAACCAUGCUUUUGAUUAUGACCAAUUUUUCAGGAAAAAGAUUAUGGAGAAGAAACAAGACCACACCUACCGUGUUUUCAAGACCGUUAACCGCUGGGCUGAUGCAUACCCUUUUGCUCAGCACUUCUUUGAGGCAUCUGUGGCCUCAAAAGAUGUGUCUGUCUGGUGCAGUAAUGACUAUCUGGGCAUGAGCAGACACCCUCGGGUCUUGCAAGCCACACAGGACACACUUCAGCGUCAUGGAGCUGGAGCUGGUGGCACCCGCAAUAUUUCUGGUACCAGUAAGUUUCAUGUGGAAUUGGAACAAGAGCUGGCUGACUUGCACCAAAAAGACUCAGCCCUUCUCUUUUCAUCGUGCUUUGUAGCCAAUGAUUCCACUCUCUUCACUUUGGCCAAGAUUCUACCAGGGUGUGAGAUUUAUUCAGAUGCUGGCAACCAUGCUUCAAUGAUCCAAGGUAUCCGCAACAGUGGAGCUGUCAAGUUUGUCUUCAGGCACAAUGACUCUGAACACCUGAAGAAACUUUUGAUGAAUUCUAACCCUGAGACACCCAAAAUUGUAGCAUUUGAAACUGUUCACUCCAUGGAUGGUGCCAUCUGUCCCCUUGAGGAAUUGUGUGAUGUGGCCCACCAGUAUGGGGCUCUGACCUUUGUGGAUGAGGUUCAUGCUGUAGGACUAUACGGGUCACAGGGAGCUGGAAUUGGAGAACGUGAUGGAAUUAUGCAUAAGAUUGACAUCAUCUCUGGGACUCUUGGCAAGGCCUUUGGUUGUGUAGGCGGCUACAUUGCCAGUACCCGUGACUUGGUGGACACGGUACGCUCCUAUGCUGCAGGCUUCAUCUUUACCACUUCACUGCCUCCGAUGGUGCUCUCUGGAGCUCUGGAAUCUGUGCGGCUGCUCAAGGGAGAGGAAGGUCAAGCCCUUAGGCGAGCCCACCAGCGUAAUGUCAAGCACAUGCGCCAGCUACUCAUGGACAGGGGCCUUCCAGUCAUCCCUUGCCCCAGUCACAUCAUCCCUAUCCGGGUGGGUGAUGCAGCACUGAACAGCAAAAUCUGUGAUCUCUUGCUCUCCAAACAUGGCAUCUAUGUACAAGCCAUUAACUACCCAACUGUACCCCGGGGUGAGGAGCUACUGCGUCUGGCACCUUCCCCCCACCAUAACCCCCAAAUGAUGGAAGACUUUGUAGAGAAACUACUGGCAACUUGGUCUGAGGUGGGGCUACCCCUACAGGAUGUGUCUGUAGCUGCCUGCAAUUUCUGCCAUCGUCCUGUACACUUUGAGCUCAUGAGUGAAUGGGAGCGUUCCUACUUUGGGAAUAUGGGGCCUCAGUAUGUGACCAUCUAUGCUUGAGAAGUCAGCAGCUUCGAAUCCCCAUCCCACUUGCAAUACAUUUGCAUAAGGACCUCUGCUUUGUUGUAUGCUUCUAGAUUACUUGAGUUUGGAAAUAAAAAGCCAAUUGCAGCA
Molecule: messenger RNA, 1902 nt
Organism: Erinaceus europaeus (western European hedgehog)
Lineage: Eukaryota; Metazoa; Chordata; Mammalia; Eulipotyphla; Erinaceidae
Gene: ALAS2
Product: 5'-aminolevulinate synthase 2
Exons: 10
Coding region: 136-1788 (550 amino acids)
Biological process (GO): hemoglobin biosynthetic process; heme biosynthetic process; erythrocyte development
Cellular component (GO): mitochondrial matrix; mitochondrion
Molecular function (GO): 5-aminolevulinate synthase activity; pyridoxal phosphate binding
Source: RefSeq, a predicted model, not a curated record